AUGCAAAGAAAGAACACAAAGUCAUCAUCAGGCACGGAAAGCAAUGUUUCCUCAUCAUCUUCGUUGGACGAAGAAGAAAGAGAAGUUGAACGUUUAGAAUUUGUUCAAUUCCUCACCAACAUGUCCCAGUUAGAAUCCACUCAUAAAAUUGUUCAGUUGAAUCGGGUUCCUUUCGUCGUGAGUAUGAGAGUCAUUCGGCCCACUCGUAACGCCAUCACGAGUGAUAUUCAUCAUGUUACCACGUCCAAUCAUACAUUAACUUUGAACGGAAUGGAUCAAGCCUUGAAUCAAAACACCAUGUCUUUAUUGGAUGCUAUGGCCCAACAUCAGCAACAACAACAUUUAUAUCUGGCUUCUGUGGCAGGUGGGUCCUUCUCCUCUCUCAUGUCAUUAAAUAUGCAGAAUCAAGGAGUUGCAAAUCAGUAUGGUGGUGGUGGUCUCUCAAUCAAUUCUUUGGAUGUUCCGAGUCAAUUACAAUCUCUUAUGGCUCCUCAUCAACACUUGACACGAGAACACAAGGAACAAUCUCUCAGGCUACUCCUCUCGUGCACCAAUGGAAGCGACGAAUAUUAUGAAUGCGACUUGGGAUUUGAAGAGUUGCAGGAACAUCGUAAAAAGAUUUCCAUGAACCACUUGUCAUGGUCAAAUUAUUUGAAAUAUUUGAGAAAUGGAUUGUUUUAUUUUGGAAGUAGUUUAAUUGAAAAGCAAAAUACUGAGACAGGUGUGAAUACUAAUGCUACUACUGGUGGGACAAUGGCAUUGUCGUCGAGUGAUGAUCCCACUCUUUCUCAUGUCUCGCUUCAAUUUGACGAGGAAAAUAAGGAAUCUAAGGAUGUUAUUCAAUUGAUCAUUUACUCUCCAUUGAAUCAGAUGACAAAGACGACAGCAAUCAAUCCACAAGCAACAUCCUCGAGUGAGACAGGAGAAGGCACCUUGAGUGGACAAAAGGCAAGCGCCAGCUCCUCCAAUCCUCCACUCUCUGCAUCUAUUCGUCUCAAAUUCCUCUUUGAACUCUAUGCCAUUCGACACGUGGUUGAUUUUACACAAAAAGUUCAACAAUUGUUGUUUGACUUGGUGUCGUACAACUCGUCCUUGAGUGAGGUCCGUCUAUUGAAAGACGCCAAACUCAUCUCUGACUUGAGACGUGAAUUGCAAGAGACCAAGCAAAAGCUUCGUCAAGCACAAGAUCGACUCAUUCUUUAUCAACCUGGAGGUGGUGCCAUGACUUCUUCCACAAGCGGUGGCGUCAGUGGUGAUGUUGGCUCAGGCUACAACAGUGGAGGAUCCUCCAAUAGUGAUCAUGAAAAGAAGACUGCCACUACCAAAAGGAAAGCACCCAAGAGCUUGAUCAAUCCCAACCAGAAGAGAGUAACACAAACCAGAGGUGCCAAAAUUCAAUGA
Molecule: messenger RNA, 1401 nt
Organism: Naegleria lovaniensis
Lineage: Eukaryota; Heterolobosea; Eutetramitea; Acrasida; Naegleriidae
Exons: 1
Coding region: 1-1401 (466 amino acids)
Source: RefSeq, a predicted model, not a curated record